AUGGAUUCAUCCCUCCCCGAGUCCUUUUACACCAGCCGGGAGUCGGACCCCACAGGUUUGGAUUUCCACUCUGCUGGCCGAGAUUCUCUCUACGCUGGCCACCAGUUCAACUUUCUGUACCAGGAACUGGACCUGGACUCUCUUCAUGAAGAUCUUUCCCAGUCUAUGCCGGGCACCACGACAGAGACUUCAGCGAGCGCCCCUGAAUCCUGCCAGACUGCGGAAGCAGAGGAUCUCCCAGGGGCUGCACGAAAGGAGCUCAAAUCCGAGCUCACUAAAUUGGAGGAGGAAAUUGUAACCCUACGCCACACUCUGGCAGCCAAAGAAAGGCGUUGCACAGAGCUCCAAAGGAAGCUGGACCUCGUAGCCUUGGUGCCACUAAGGCAGAAUCCGUCCAAGAGCUGGCACAACGUUCAAGUGUCCGAUGUUUACAUGAAACAAAAGACGCCAGCUGCCCUGUCCACCAUGGGCUCUGCCGUUUGCAGGAAGCUUGGGGACAUGAAGAAGUCAGCCACAUUCAGAUCCUUUGAAGGUCUGAUGGGAGCGAUCAAAUCCAGAGUUGCUGGUGGAAGAGAGCUCGGCAGUGACUGCCUGCCUUCUUCAGCUGGGAGUGGGGACGAUCUCCUGGCUUCAGGCAGUAGGGAUGACCCACUCCCACUUUCCCGGAGUGGGAAUGACCCAAUCCAAUGA
Molecule: messenger RNA, 690 nt
Organism: Nyctereutes procyonoides (raccoon dog)
Lineage: Eukaryota; Metazoa; Chordata; Mammalia; Carnivora; Canidae
Gene: TPD52L3
Product: TPD52 like 3
Exons: 1
Coding region: 1-690 (229 amino acids)
Cellular component (GO): cytoplasm
Source: RefSeq, a predicted model, not a curated record